AUGGGACAUUUGAGCAUUUAUGGACUCUCAAAAAAUGUGUACAAUGGUGCAGAUGGUGAUGUAAUAGAAUCACUGUUGCACAAGUUGUUGAUAUCUUAUGUUGACCCCAUUGAAAAAGAAAAUGGCAUUCUGUGGGAUGGACAUAAAGCAAGUAAUGAAUGGGUCCAAAAGUGCAAGGUGAUUGUAAAGAAUAUGGAACCUUUAUGGUAUAAUCAAGGCAAGAAAGAAAAAUGUAAAAGGGCAUAG
Paraglomus brasilianum is the source of this 246-nucleotide messenger RNA. Lineage: Eukaryota; Fungi; Glomeromycota; Glomeromycetes; Paraglomerales; Paraglomeraceae. The record is from the annotation of a GenBank genome assembly.